Messenger RNA from Symbiodinium necroappetens, 381 nucleotides. The record is from the annotation of a GenBank genome assembly. NCBI's taxonomy places the organism in Eukaryota, Dinophyceae, Suessiales, Symbiodiniaceae.
AUGUCACCUGCCGCACCACAAGACGGGGAGCUCGUAGAUUGGGGCCUGCUCCAGCCGAUUCAAAAGAGCGAUGAUGAGGAGGAGGUGCUUCCAAGGCAGAAGAGCAAAGAGUUCGACAAGGGCGAGAAGAACGAGAAGAAUCCGCCGAAGUCGAAGAAGGGCCGAAGGGAUGGCCAGAAGCUCGACAUGAAGAAGCUCCUGACAGAGGCUCCGGGUUCGCACGUGAGCACCUCUCUUCCACAGGAGACUCUUCAAGUUUCCUUCCACAGGGGGAGCUUUAUGGGAAGCGCAUGUCUGAUGGGCUCUGACGAGAGUGAACAGACCUCAAGACCAAGCAUGCUUCGUAAGUCUGCAAGACCGGGGGGUGAUCUUAUUGCAUGA